This is a messenger RNA of Danaus plexippus (monarch butterfly), 15254 nucleotides long. It is a transcript of the gene kug, whose product is annotated as fat-like cadherin-related tumor suppressor homolog. The record is from RefSeq and is a predicted model, not a curated record. Gene Ontology annotation, cellular component: cell-cell junction; plasma membrane. Bases 398 to 14236 code for a protein of 4612 amino acids. Gene Ontology annotation, biological process: homophilic cell-cell adhesion. The transcript is spliced from 36 exons. Gene Ontology annotation, molecular function: calcium ion binding. NCBI's taxonomy places the organism in Eukaryota, Metazoa, Arthropoda, Insecta, Lepidoptera, Nymphalidae.
CGAGGCAUGUGGUAGACGUGUUCUCGCUCGGCACCCUCCCCGCACACCUCACUAGUAACACGCGCGUCACGCCGGGAAGUGAGAAAAAAACUUGUGAGAAGUAUUCGUCAAAGUCAGAGUGUAGUAAAAGUGUUCCAGUGCUCGGUGACCGAGGAGUUCAUUAUAUAAAAGUGGUCUGACGGCAAUCCUCGCCGGUGGUGUGGUCGAAGCCGGCCGAGCCUGCCGACCGCCGACCGCCCGUGCUUUCUAAACGGUCCCGAGAGCAGCGGUUGUGUACGUUUUGUGAACGGAUAUAUAAAGUGAUCGUAGCUCUGGAUUUCAUCAGGUACGGAACGAUCGUCCGCGGUCGGGCGACGAGUCCGCGACUCCUCUACCACAUGAGAGAUCGUCACAGGAGAUGGAAUGCGGCCGCGUGCUGCUGGUUCUGGCGCUGCUGAGCGGGGUGCGCGGCGCCGGGCCCGGACCACCCACCCCCCCGAUGGAUGUUUUGUCCUUCAAAAAUGCUCUGUACAACGUGAGCAUUCCGGAAAACAGUCCUCCGAGAACUUAUACCGUACAACCUCCUGCCGCUGACCCAAUGGGGGUAUAUUUACCAUCGCCAGACACUCGAGUCAGAUUUAGAAUAAAACAUGGCGACCGUGAUAAAUUCUUUAAGGCAGAAGAGCGAAUUGUUGGCGAUUUUUGCUUCUUGUCUAUACGCACACGAGCAGGAAACGCCGAUGUUUUGAAUCGCGAAAGGAAGGAUUUAUUUCGUUUAGAAAUAAGAGCUACAGCACACUUUCCAAAUGGACGACAGCUUGAAGCAGACACGACGGUGGUUGUUGAGGUGACCGAUGAAAACGACCUAAGUCCACUUUUUUAUCCGACGCAAUAUGAAGCCCUAGUAGCCGAAGAUACUCCAUUACAUUCGAGUAUUGCUCGAGUUUCCGCAGAAGACGCUGAUUUAGGCAUUAACGGUGAAAUAUAUUACAGCUUAGCUGAAAAAACGGACCGCUUUGCUGUGCAUCCUACUAGUGGCGUGGUGACAAUCACGAGAUCAUUGUCUAUUAUGGAAAGUUCUCGUCACGAAGUUACAGUUUUAGCCCACGAUCGAGCAUCACUUAUAUUGCACGGCGCGGACGCUCCAGCAGCGCGCGCGUCACUGUUAGUACAUGUCAUUCAAGCUAAUUUAAACGCCCCUCAACUAAAUGUUCGACACCUACCAGUACUAAUGGAAAAUUCUUCAGCUGAAAUUUAUGCAAUUGUUGAAGUGACUGAUAAAGAUACUGGAGAACAUGGCCGAAUAGCUUCUUUAGAAAUUGUUGACGGCGAUCCAGAUGGCCAUUUUAGAGUAAAAAACUCAGCGCAGCAAGGAGAAUAUGAUGUAAUAGCGCAUGCAUUACUAGACAGACAAAACGCUCCUCUUGGCUACAAUCUUACCCUUAAAGCAACGGAUGCAGGAAAACCACCACGAUCUUCCUACUUGACGCUACCAAUAACACUUGUAGACAUAAAUGACAAUUCACCUGUUUUUAGUCGUGAAAUUUAUGAAGCAAGCUUACCGGAAACUGCUCCACCUAAUACGCCCGUAAUCAGACUUAAAGUAAGUGAUCGAAAUCAAGGAAGCAACGCCCGUGUUUAUAUCGAAAUAGUUGGAGGAAAUGAAGGUGGAGAGUUUAUAGUAAAUCCAGACACUGGUGUUUUAUACACCGCAAUUCCAUUGGACGCUGAAGAGAAAUCUUUAUAUACUCUUACAGUGUCUGCAAUAGAUCAAGGUAAUGCUGGAAUAAGAAAACAAUCAUCUGCUAAGGUCAAAAUUGCUAUAAUUGAUGCUAACGAUAAUGAUCCUGUUUUUGAACGGGAAGAAAUUGAAGUGUCUUUACAAGAAAAUGGUGCCACUGGUGUGAUCGUGGCCAGAAUUGUAGCACGUGAUGCUGAUUCGGGAGAAAAUGCAUACAUUUCAUACAGUAUUGCCAAUUUGCAACCGGUACCUUUUGAAAUAGACCAUUUUUCAGGCGCUGUAAGGACGACCAGAUUACUAGAUUAUGAAAGUAUGCGACGAGAAUAUAUAUUACAGAUUCGUGCAAGUGAUUGGGGAUUACCAUAUCGCCGCCAAGCUGAAAUGCGUUUGACUGUCAGACUCGAAGAUGUCAAUGACAACAGACCACAAUUUGAACGCGUGGACUGUGUUGGUUAUUUAUCCAGAAAUCUUGCUAUUGGUUUAGAAAUUGUAACACUUUCUGCGAUAGAUUUCGACUCUGGUGAUGUCGUAUCAUAUCGUAUUAUAGGUGGGAAUGAAGACAACUGUUUCUCGCUUGAUUCCAGCACAGGUGUACUUAUAUUAGCUUGUGAUCUAAGUGAUCUACGUACUGAAACUAGAAUACUUAAUGUCACUGCGACUGAUGGAACUCAUUUCGCCGAUGCUGCAACAUUGACAUUACACUUAGUAAGUGGAAGUACUGGUGGCAGCAGUAGUUCAGAUUCAACAAAUUUGGAGUGCCGUGAUACUGGUGUAGCUCGCCGAUUGACAGAAUUACUAGCUGCUGCAGAACGCAGUAAUGCACCUAUUGAUUUUGCUGAAGAUUUCCCACUUGCUCCGAGUCGAUACGGUGAAAAUUUACAUUACCCAGAAUUUAUUGAUUUUCCAGUGGAAAUAAAAGUUAACGAAUCUGUAGCUCUUGGUACAUCGCUGGUUCAUCUUCGGGCCCGUGAUAGAGAUCUAGGAUACAAUGGUCUUUUGGUAUAUGCCAUAUCUGGAGGUGACGCCGACUCAGCCUUCCGUAUAGAUCCUGUUACUGGUGAAUUAAAAGUUAUUGGUUAUCUCGACCGAGAACGAGAAAGUGAAUAUUAUUUAAAUAUAACUGUUUAUGACCUCGGUCAUCCGCAGCGAUCAGCUUCCAGAUUACUUCCUGUAACAGUCCUCGAUGUAAAUGACAACCCUCCAAAAUUUGAAAAAACAUUGGCCAGUUUCAGAGUUACCGAAAAUGCCAUUAAUGGGACUGCCAUAUUUCACGCAAAUGCUACUGAUCGCGACAGUGGUGGAUAUGGUCACGUGACAUAUACUUUAAGCGGUGGAGGUGAAGACGAGUUUUGUAUCGAUAGGGAAAGUGGUGUUUUAUUGGUAUGUGCCCCGCUAGACAGAGAGCGAAGAGCUUUAUAUGAGAUAACAAUACGCGCAACGGAUGGAGGUGGAUUGAGAGCCGAAGCUUUAGUUCGGGUUGCAGUGGACGAUGUAAACGACAAUGCACCAAAAUUUUCAUUAUCAGCCUAUAGCGCUCGUAUACGAGAGGAUGUCCCCAUUGGAACACUAGUUGCCGUCUUAGAAGCAUUCGACCCAGAUUUAGGAGCUGGUGGAAUCGUUUCCUAUUCUUUACCUGACCAAUCAGCUGAUGAUAUAACUUUUACCGUUGAUAGUACGUCAGGAACCUUACGCACAGCAAAACAACUAGAUUUUGAGGAAAGACAGGUGUACGGCGUCACAGUUCGUGCGACGGACGGUGGGCGACCGGCCAUGUGGUCAGAAGCAACACUCAUAGUUGAAGUAGCAGACGUCGAUGAAAAUGCGUACACGCCUGUGUUUGCGGAACGUCAGGCACUUUCAGCAUCGGUUCCUGAAGAUGCUCCACCCGGUACUGUUGUUCUGUCAGCUGCGGCCACGGACGCCGACCCGCCCGGUAGAGACUCCCGACUGGCAUAUUACAUCGUCGCAGGCUCGGGCAAAGCACACUUUUCCAUCGACGAUACCGGUGUCAUAAGGAGCCAAACACCAUUAGAUCGGGAAACGACCGCUCACUACUGGCUUACAGUUUGUGCUCAAGAUCACGGACUCGUACCGCGUCAUUCUUGUGUUGAGGUGUAUAUAGAGGUCGAGGACGUGAACGACAUGUCUCCCUGGCCGGAGCAGGCGGAGUACUCGGCGAGUGUGCCCGAGCACUGCGCCGGCGGCACGAGUGUGGCUCGGGUUGUGGCUAUCGACGCGGACGCCUCGCCCACACCCGCCAGACUGCGGUAUUCUAUCGUGGCGGGAAACCCAGACGGCUUAUUCUCGAUAGACGAAUACACGGGUUCGAUCACGACGACGGGGCGGACCCUGGACCGGGAGGCGGCCGCGACGCACGCACUGGAGGUGGCCGUGAGUGACGGAGAGCUGUCGGGGAGCGCGCGGGUGCGGGUCACGCUUACCGACCUCAACGACCACGCGCCCGCCUUCACACAAAGGUUCUAUGAUGUGCGGGUCCCCGCGCCCAUUACACAGGACGACGAAGGGGCCAGGGUCGAGGGUCCCGACAUCAGUGCAGAACUUGACAACGAAUCUGACGCAGAGGAAGAAGAAGAAGGUUCAGGCGCUCAUCAAGUGUGGGACGAGUGGGAGGACUCAGAGCCAAACGGAAUAUACAUCACCACGGUUUCGGCUCUGGACGGAGACGCGGCGGAGAACGGCACCGUCCGGUACAGCGCGCGCGGCCGCGGCCCAGCGCGAGGACUGUUGCGGGUCCACGCGCGCUCGGGCCGGGUGUACGCCGCCCCGCGCCUCGCUCUCGCUCCGCACCUAGCCUACGAUUUGGCCGUCCGCGCGUGUGAUUCGGCCGCAAAGCCUCGCUGCAGCGUGUCCCGCGCCCGCGUGCGCGUGGUGUCUGCGGGUGGCGGGCGCGCUCCGUCCGUGCGUUCGGUGCCGCCGCUACAAGCCGCGGAGCUGGACGCGCCCGGCUUCCUGCUGGCGCUGCUGCAGGCCGCCGACCCCGACGGAGACGCGCUCUACUACGAUAUAGUCGACGGGGACCCGAGGCAUCAGUUUUACGUCGGCCGCGAGGACGGCAGCCUGGUGUUGGCGCGGCGCCUGUUGUGGGAGGAGCAGGCGCGGUACGCGCUCAACGUGUCCGUCAGCGACGGCCUCAACCUCGUCUACACCACGGUGAACAUAACCGUCAUCAACGAUGCCAACGAAGGCGGCGUGAACUUCUCCCGGAGCGAAUACUCGGUGGAGGUGUCGGAGUCCGCGCGCGCGGGCGAGUCCCUGGUGACCCUGCAGGCCGCGGCCGGCUCCGGCGCCCGCCUGUUGUACGGACUGAGCGCCGCACGAGCGCCGGCGCACGCCUCCCUGUUCCGUCUCAACGAGCUCACUGGCGCCCUCGAGCUUGCGCGGGCGCUGGACAGAGAGACGGCGGCCGUCCACGAACUCACCGUGUGGGCGCGGGACCAGGCGCCGCGGGCGUCCGUGGCCUACGCCCGUGUCACGGUGCGCGUUCACGACGCCGACGAACACGCGCCCGAAUGGGGACGUCGUCUUUACGAAGCACGAGUAGAGCGCGGGGCGGCGCCCGGGACGUUGUUGGCGGCGCUGCGAGCUGCCGACCGGGAUGCCGGAGACGCCGCGCGGGUCCUAUACUCGCUCGUGGGAGGAGACGCGGCCGGCUCGUUUUCCGUGGACGCGGAGCUGGGGGACGUGCGCCUGGCGCGCUCUCUGCCCGCCGCGGGCCCCAAGGACUACACCCUCCACGUCCGAGCGUCCAACCCACCGCCGUUCUCGAAGUCAUCCACGUUACCUCUUCACAUUGUCGUGGUCGAGCCGGAAGACGCCCCGCCGAGAUUCACUUCUGAGGACGUCGUAUGUGAGGUGUAUGAGAACGAGCCCGCCGGGACGCUCGUCGCCACACUCGAGGCCCGCAGCUCGUCCUCCGUUUGGUACUCGCUGGAGGGCGGCGAGGGUCGCUUCUCCCUCAAUCCUUCUUCUGGCGUUCUCUCGUUGGCUUCGCCUCUGGAUUACGAAACGCAGGAUAUGUACAACGUGACAGUCGUCGCCCUCAAUAUGGGUGGCGGCGGCGCCCGGGCUCGAGUUACGAUACAUGUCCUAGAUCGUAAUGAAUCCCCGCCGGUUCUUCUUCGCCACGAAUAUCAUGGUCGCAUAUCCGAGGCGGCCGCGGUGGGUGCGCUGGUCACGGACGCGUCACGGGGCGGUGCCGAAGCUUUAGUUUUCGAAACGACCGACGCGGACUCAUCCGCCAACAGACAGCGAGCCUUCGAGAUUCUGGAGCCGAGGGCGGCCGGCCUCUUCCGCCUUGACCCGACCACGGCCGCCCUGCAGCUGGCCGCCCCUCUCGACUACGAGGAGCAACGAGUGCACGUGUUCACAGUGAAGGUCCUCGACAUGGGCAUGCCGAGGCUUCCCUCCGACAGCGUGGCCCAAGUGACGGUCGAGGUGACCAACUUCAACGACUGCCCUCCCGUGUUCUCUCGCUCCGUGUACGAGGCCACCGUGCUGCUGCCCACGGCUGCCGGCGUCAGAGUCCUCACACUGAAUGCGACCGAUCCUGACGAGUUGGACUCGGUCGAUGCUUUGAAGUACGACAUCAUAGACGGCGACGUCCGCGGCGCCUUCUCUCUGUCACCGUCGGGCUCGCUCUCCGUGUCGGAGCCGGGCGCGCUGGGCGGCGCGGGGGGACUACACCGACUCCGGGUCCGCGUGUCCGACGGACUGUACUCGGGGACCGCACGGGUCGACGUACGAGUGCGCGAACCGGACAACUCGGGGCUCGCCUUCCAGAAGGCGGAUUAUUACGGAUCGGUGGUAGAGAACACUACGAAACCGGCGACGAUAGCCGUCCUUAACGUGCUCGGCGCGGCCUUGAACGAGCAUGUGGCGUUUCGGAUACUCAAUCCCGUGGAAGGAUUCGAGGUGGGUCUGACGUCGGGCGCGGUGCGGAGCACGGGCGUGGCGCUGGACCGCGAGGAGCGAGAUUCCUACACUCUGCUGCUCCAGGCGCGGAGUGCGGGCGGCGGCGCGGAGCGGGUGUCGCACGCCCGCGUCCACAUCGCCGUCACCGACGUCAACGACAACUGUCCCGUGUUCACCGAACGGCCCUACAUAGCUGCGGUGCUGGCCGGCGCCGAGCCCGGGGCGCCCGUGCUGCGAGUGCACGCCGUGGACGCUGACGCCAACGACAACGGAGAGGUCCGAUACGAGAUGAAGCGAGGUCACGGGGAACUGUUCCGUGUAGACCGCCGCUCCGGCCAGAUCACUCUCAAGCAGACCUUGGACGCUCACAAUCAGCUGUACUCCUUGGUGAUCGCUGCGUUCGACGGCGGCACGCCCGCGUGCGGCGCGGAUGCGACCGUGAGCGUGCGCGUGUGGGGCGGCGGCGCGGCGCCCACGUGGCGCGUAGCGCACGAAGCGCGCUCGGUGCGCGAGGACGUGGUCCCGGGCAGCGCGCUGGGAGCCCCCCUGCAGGCGCGCUCGCCUCUCAACCGCCAGCUCAUCUACACGCUGCACGACUCGCCCGACGACCUGUUCGAGAUCCACUUCGACACAGCGCCCGACAGGGGGAGUGGUCCGUGCACUCUGGUGGCGCGAGCGGCCCUCGACCACGAGACGGCCCGCGAGCACUCGCUCACCGUCCGCGCCACGGACGGCGUGACCGGAGCCUUCGCCGACCUCGCGCUCACGCUCACCGUCACCGACGUCAACGACUGCGCGCCCGAGUUCGACACGGACGAGUACCGCGCCGGCGUGUCCGAGGCCGCCGCUGUGGGAGACGCCGUGCUGCGCGUGCGGGCGACCGACGCGGACGCCGGCGACAACGGCAACGUGACCUAUUCUCUGUCGGCGUGGGGCCCGGAGGGAGAGACCGGAGAGGAGCUCGCGUUCGCCGUGGACCCCGCGACGGGCGAGGUGAGCGUGGCGGGACAGUUGGACCGCGAGCGCCGCACCGCGCACCACCUGCUGGUCACCGCCACCGACGGCGGGAGGCCGCAGCUGCUCACCACGGCGCAUCUUUUCAUCACGGUGGAGGACGUGAACGACUGCUCUCCCAGAAUGGAACGGUCGGUGGUCGCUGCGCUGGUGUCGGAGGAGGCGGCGCGCGGCACGGCGGUGGCGCGGGUGGUGGCCUGGGACGCGGACGAGCGGGACGCGGCGCGCCUCACCUUCGCCCUGGAGGGCUCGGCGGGGGAGCGCCGCGCGCUGGCUCUGCACCCGCGGACUGGCGUGCUGUCUAUACUGGACGGCCGCUCGUGGCUGUCUCCAACGCGCUCGCCCAUGCGCUCCUUCAACGUGUCCGUGUCGGACGGCGCGCACGCUGCCUUUGCGAGGGUCAAACUAUCUCUUGCGCCCGCAAACCGCGCUUCGCCACAUUUCCCUCAUGUCGUUCACGAAGCGCGCGCUCUCGAAAAUCAGCCGCCCCCUCUCCUUCUUACCACAGUGAAAGCUUACGACGAUGAUGCCGGCGAAUACGGGACCGUGACUUAUUCUAUACCAUCGGCAAAACUACGAGAAACUUUCGCUAUAGACCCUAACAGCGGCGCCCUGACCACCCGGGUACCGCUCGACCGCGAGCGACGGGCGGAGUGGGAGGUGCCGGUAAUGGCUAGCGACGGAGGCGGCUUGCUGAGACACACGGCCGUGCGCGUGCGGGUCGCCGACCUCAACGACAACGCUCCGGCGUUUCCUCUGCGAGAGUAUCGCGCUGCGGCAAAACACGAUCGCGUGCCCGGCGUACCUUUCCUCACCCUGUCCGCCUCUGACGAGGACGUCGGGGAGAACGCUCGACUCAGCUACUCCGUGUACGAGGGCGAACUCAAAACGGACGCGGCCGGCCUGUUCGCCGUCGAUCCGCUCACCGGAGCUCUCUCCUUCGCACGCAACGCUUCAGCUUUCGCGGGUCGGACGGUGCAGGUGUGGGUGCGUGCGCGUGACGGCGGAGGGCUGGCCGGCGAGGCCGGGGUCGCCGUCCGUGUGUUGGCGGCGGACGAGCGCGCUCCUCUGCUGGCGCCGCCUCCGCCGGACCUGUUCCUGCCGGAGGACGCGCCGCCCGGCACCAUCAUCGCUGAGCUGCGUGCGGCUGGCGGCGACCUGCCCGCGCUACGCCUGGCGCCCUCCCGCGGACUGGACGACCUUUUCGCACUGGAUGCGGCCGGACGCCUCGUACUCUCUGCGCCGCUCGACCGAGAGACCGCCCAGGAACAUAUCAUAGGAAUAAUAGCGGAAGGAUCUCUCGGAUCUGAGUCAGCGACGAUGGUGACGACGAAGCUUCAUGUGUUAGACGUGAACGAACACGCGCCUUCUUUCCACUCGCAGCCUUACGUGGUCCACCUCGCCGAGAACACUCCGGCCCAUUCGAGCGUCCUCCGAUUGAUGGCGGACGACCCUGAUGCCGGUUCAAAUGGUGAAGUCAAGUAUUCCUUGGCGGAAGUGGACGUGGAGGGUGCGGAGGGCGGCGGGGCGGUGCCGUUUGCCGUGGACGCCCACAGUGGCUGGGUCACCACUACGGCGGCUCUGGACCGGGAGACGCGGGCCGAGUACCGCCUGGCACUGACGGCGCGGGACGCGGGCGCUCAGGCUCGAGUCGCGCGCGGCUCUCUCGUCGUACGUCUCGUCGAUUACGAUGACUGUCCUCCUCGCUUCACACAGGAAAUCUACUCUGCGGAGGUGAGGGAAGACGCCGCGGCAGGGACGGUCGUGACUCGCCUCAUGGUCCAAGACGACGAUGUGUCCGGAGCGCCGCUCAGCUACUUUGUAUCCGCGGGUGACCCGCGCGCCCGUUUCCAGGUACGAGCUUCCGGAGAGCUCCUGGUGGCACGAGCGCUGGACCGGGAGACCGAACCCGCCUAUUCGCUCUCUGUCGCUGCCACCGACGGCAAGUUCACGGCAUACACCGCCGUGCACAUCACCAUCAUCGACGUGAACGACAACCCGCCGUACUGCGUGCGCCAUCGGUAUCGAGUCCGUUUGUCUGAGGAUGCUCCUCGUGGCACGCGGCUCGUUUCGCUUCUCACCAGAGACGACGAUGAGCCGCAAAACGCGAGGCUGCGCUACUUUCUAACUGGGGAGCAGGUCGAGCACUUCACCAUACACAAGGAGAUGGGUGCGGUGAGUGUGGCCGCCCCGCUGGACCGCGAGACCCGCUCUACGUACCGCCUCACAGCACACGCUCAAGACCGGGAGCGUAGCGAGUGGGCCUGUAGCUCUGAAAUCGAGGUGACUCUCGAUGACAUCAACGAUAAUGCACCACGCUUUUCGGCGCCGCUCUAUAGCGUCACUCUGCCUGAAGAUGCGGAGUUAGGGACUCUCGUAGCGAAGGUUCAUGCGACUGAUGACGAUCUCGGAGAAAACAGAUUAAUACGAUACUCAUUCGUUGAGCCAACGGAAGCGUUCGAGCUCACUGCGGACAGUGGGAUCAUCACGUUACGGACGGCGCUGGACCGCGAGACGCGGGCCGAGCACCGUCUGCUGGUCCGCGCCAGUGACGCCGGCCAGCCGCCGCGCUCCGCCACCAGCACCGUGCGGCUCACUGUGGCUGACGUCAACGACAACCCGCCGGAGUUCGAGUUCCAACACUACCACGCCGCUGUUCCCGAGAUCGACGCCCCCGGGACUGAAGUGGUCCGCGUUAUGGCCACCUCACGCGACACAGGCGUCAACGCUGACGUGUAUUACUCGUUGGUUGGUGGAGACGAUAGAGAGGAUUUUUCUGUAAAUCGUUCUACGGGAAUUGUAUCCAUAGCUCGUCCUUUAGACUACGAAAGGCGGAAAGAAUACUAUUUGACUGUUCAGGCUGUAGAUGGAGGAUCGCCUCCUCUGAGUGACCACGCUACGAUCAACAUCACCAUCAUGGACAGUAAUGAUAAUCCUCCCGUAUUCUCUCAGACUUCAUAUGGAGCAAAAGUUCGAGAAGAUGCAGGUGUUGGAGUCCGCAUAGUCCAAGUGAUAGCGGACGAUGCUGAUGCCGGAACAAAUGGCCGAGUUACAUAUUCUAUAGCCCGUGGAGAUCCUGACAACUGUUUUACUAUUGAUGCUGAUACUGGCUACAUAUCUGUAUCCUCGAGGCUGGACCGUGAGUCGAAGCCGGCCUACGUGCUGGAAGUGCGCGCGCGAGAUCGUGGUCUCCCUGCUUUGGAGGCGACCGCUGUAGUCAAUGUCGAAGUCUUAGAUGCCAACGAUAACCCUCCACUUUUUGAAAAAACAAACUACACGGAGGUAGUCCAAGAAAACAAGCCACUCGGACAUACUAUACUCAAGUUUAUAGUAACGGAUGCAGAUGCACCCCCCAAUUCCGCCCCUUAUACAUUCGAUUUUCAAUCUGGCAAUGAGAUGGGGGCUUUCAGGCUAGAACAAGAUGGGUUCCUACGAUCAGCGACGCGAUUCAAUCAUCGAAUUAAGGACAGAUAUGUUUUACAAAUACGCGUUUUUGAUAACGGAACGCCACCAUUAUAUUCAGAUGCUUGGGUAUACAUUAAAGUCAUCGAAGAAUCCCAGUAUCCGCCUGUGGUGACGCCGUUGGAAAUUAUUGUUAACUCUUACCUCGACGAGUUUCCGGGCGGAGUCGUUGGUCGUGUUUUUGCAUCAGAUCGUGAUGCCUACGACUCCUAUACGUACUCUCUGGCUCCAGUCGAUCGAGCUACCUAUCCUGCAACUGCUCUCUUUGAAAUUGAUCCGAACGAUGGUACUUUACGAGCGGCACCAAGAUUAGACGUGGGAGAUUAUCGACUCAAUGUUACAGUAAACGACGGAAAGUUUGUUGGUUUUGCCAUCGUAAAAAUAACUGUUGUAUUAAUAUCGGAUGAAAUGCUUGCUCAAGCAGUUGUCGUUCGAUUUCGAGAAGUGACUGAACGGGACUUUGUUCUCAGUCAUAGAAAAGGAUUCAUCAGAGCCGUGGGAGAAGCGACAGAUUGUGAACCAAAUGAUGUCGUUAUCAUAAGUGUGCAACCGUCGGGUGACGAAACCCAAAAUCUAAAAACCCGUAUUCGACGGCAAGUUCCCCAAGACCUCGACGUCGCCUUCGCUGUUAGAGCCCAAGGUAGUGACGACUUCCUGCUUGCUGAUACCUUAAGGCGUCGCUUACAUGCACACUUAGUACGUCUGGAAGAAAGGACGCGGCUCGUCGUCGAAGAGUUAGUUCGUGCGGCGUGCGGGGGAUGUAUUCAGGGUACUUGCAGUGAGAGAGUAGUACUCGCGACCGCGAAUGCCAAUGCAGUAGCCACUGACGUAUUUUCCCUUGUAGCGCCUACCCAUCAACUGCGAGGAGAGUGUGUCUGUACACCAGGUUACACCGGAGACAGAUGUGAGCGCGCAUACGAAGAAAAUACGGCUCUCGGAGGUAUAUGUGAGUGUAAUGUCGCCAGUUGUGAUCCAGCUUUAAUACCACCCGGUGUUCGAUGUUGUAAUAGCGAUGAGUGUCGAAUCUCUUCGUCGGUAGCUUAUUUUUCGGGAGACGGCUAUCUUGCAUACAGACUAGAACGAGGUGUAGUAGAAGGUGCUCGCUUACUCGACGACGAGCUUGUCGUCUCGUUACGAUUUCGUACGCGAAGACCUCGUGGUACACUACUUUACGCUGCAGGAAGAGUGGAUUUCGCCGUUCUGGAGAUAGUCGAGGGGCAGGUGCAAUUUCGUAUGGAACUGGGAUCCGGGGUGGCGAGAGUGCGUGCAGGUGGUUCCGUUGCCGACGGCGAGUGGCACGAGUUGCGUUUGGAGCGACGGGGUGCGGGCGUGCGACUCGCAGUAGAUCGUCGCACGGCGCAGACGCAGGCCCCGCCGCCGUCUGCUGUGCUCGACGCGCGCGCUGACCGGGUUCUACUCGGGGCCAUGUUGCAGCGACACGCUCAUGCUUUAGCACCUGAACAGGUAACAUACGGAUUUCACGGUUGUCUGUCUGACAUAAAGUUAAGCGGAGCCUUAUUGCCUUUGGAUGAAGGAAGGACCUCUAAUGAUCUGCGAGCGCAACUGGUGAGACGAGUUCGGGUCCGCGUCUCUUCUUCCUGCCCGGCGUUGCCGCCUCCCGGUCCUUGUGCUUCGCAGCCAUGUCUCAACGGAGGCACAUGUCGAGAAUCUAUGGUCCGACCAGACGAAGUGAUCUCUUCCGCGGCCUUUGAAUGUUCUUGCCAUGCUCGUUUCCUCGGCAAGCAAUGUGAGAUAGACACCGAUCCCUGCGCUUCCCAACCGUGUCUGCAUGGAGGCUUCUGCACGGCAGAGGGAGCGGGCUCUUUCCGAUGUACGUGUGGGGCGGGGCUAGGGGGCGCCCGCUGCGAGCGCGGUCGUUGGUGUGGCGCCGGCGUGUGUGCUCACGGUGGCUCUUGUGAGGAAGGGGAAUGGGGCCCGUCGUGCCGCUGUCGCGGGUACUACGGCCCGCGUUGCCAGUACGACGUUGACGAAUGUAUCGGAGAACCGUGCCUUAAUGGAGCGACUUGCCUGAACGAGCCCGGAUCUUUUCGAUGCCUUUGUCCUCCGGAUAAGACUGGAAUGAACUGUGGUAAUCCUUUAUAUUCUGACGCAGUCGUCGCUGGAGAUGUGGUGGGCGGAGGACGCGCUCUUCGUGAACUUUUGGCGUGGGCAUUGGAGGAGCGUUGGCCGAUUGCUGUGGCCGUUAUGGCAAUCGUGCUUUUAGUGAUAUUGGCUUUACUACCGGCUCUAUGGAGACGCUCGCGUCGUCCUCGCCCUCCUCCUGCUCCUCUCAAUAGCGCUGUUGAAAAAUUGCCUCCGCGUGCUUCUAAACUAAGUAAUUUAGAAGCUGUACGAAGAGGUCGGCCCGCAUCCUGCGCAGACCCCCCUCCUCUCAACAACAUAGACACCUUACGUUCCUACGGUUCUGCCGGAGACGAGCUCGAGGGUAUUCCACCGGAUUAUUUAAGAAACCUAAAUAUCGAUUCCGUAGACCGCAAACCCUGGUCGGAACAGAUGCAUCUGCACACUUUCGUCGAUAACAAAAUUUACAACGAUCUGAAGGGUUGCAACACGCUCGUGCGCAUCCCGUCGCCGGCGGGGGCGCGGCGCGGUGCGGGCGAACCUCACCUGGUAGGCGGCUACCACUGGGACUGCUCAGACUGGUGCGGCGGCGGCGCGCUGCCUGGCAUCAGCGAGGUGGCCGGCUCCGAGCGCCCGGACUCGUCGUCGGCCCCCUCCCCGCCCUCGCCCCGCUCUCCCCGCUCUCCCCGUCUUCCGCGACAUUCCCCCAGACGCACCCUAGCCCUCCCUCUAGACACCGACUCGGCGACGGAUGAUCACGAUCCUCUCCGUUUCACGGACGCCUCGUCGUACCUCUUGAACGCCGACGAGUUCUCGGCCGCCGGUGACGACGGCACCCUCCGCGCGCGCUCCGUCCGCGAGCCCGACGCGCACAGCCUCAUCACUAUGCUAGAAGAGCGGCAUUCCUUACUGGACGACGACUCCUGUAGCGAUUUGUCCGCCAACCUGUGCGAGAUCGAGGAGUCCGAGGCGGAGGACGGCAGCGACAAACCUCCGCCGCCCACCUCGAGGCACACCGACGUGUGACGGCGGCCAGCGGCGCCUCGGCCGCCCUCACCCCGCCCCGCCCGCCCUACGCGCCCCCCGCGCCCUGCCUCGAGCCACAGACAGCGGACGGCUUGCAGGAGUUCAUUCGGAGCAGCGUUAUGUAAUAAAUUGCAAAACAUUACGUUUGGAUCGAUGAGAACUGUCCCGGGACUCGUGUAUACUCGUGCCGUCUUUGCCUAAAAGGGAAAAUUCAAGGGGACAAUUUUUUUUGCUAAAUGGAUUUUUUUUAAAGAUGUCAAAUAAUUGUAAAUAUAAAACGUCAUAAUUAUAAUGAUAUAUGUAACUUUAACAUUAAACCUGUCGGUCGCAAAUACCGACAUCACUGAAGUAAUUCUCUGAGAAUAAGAUUCCUGUGUGGUCGGUGAGUCGGUUCGGAAGUCAUGGUGACUCAUCUGCUGUUGUGAUAACGGAGCACUUGCCUUUGAGUACUUGCGAAGUGAAGUGUGAGAGUUGAAAUGUACUUUAAGUGUAAAUUGUAUAUUAUAGUGUGGUAUUUAAGUGAGUUUUGCGAGCGGACCUCGACCGCCGCGUCGGACGCCGGCGUAAGAGGAACUCCAUGUAAAUAAAGUCGUCGUAAGAAAUGAAUCUUUGUCAUAUUUAUGUAUAUAAAGUGAUGCCUGCGAGUGAGCCCGAGGGCGGCCGCGGGCGGUGCGUGUGUGAGCGAGAGACGCGGCCGGCGCGGCGAGGCGACGGUCGCCGUAUGUUUAUAUAAAAUGGUGCUCCGACUAUAGUUUCAUAUCAUGACCUUAACUAUGCAUUUACAAACCUCUCUCCUUCUAGGAUAUUAUUGUAAGGAAUCUAUUUUUGUAUAUGUACAGUAGGGUAGAGCCACCGCCGGCGACCUGACUGACUGCUAACGGUCGCCGAACGGUGCGCGCUCGUUUUGUUACGGAAAUGGUUCGCGACUAUUGAACUGUUCAUAAAUUAUUUAACUAUUGUUAUAUGAUAAAUUUUGACACAACUAAUGAAGCGAAUAAAAGUACAAGUAAUACUUAUA